Messenger RNA from Centropristis striata (black sea bass), 2007 nucleotides. It is a transcript of the gene ndufaf7, whose product is annotated as NADH:ubiquinone oxidoreductase complex assembly factor 7. NCBI's taxonomy places the organism in Eukaryota, Metazoa, Chordata, Actinopteri, Perciformes, Serranidae. The record is from RefSeq and is a predicted model, not a curated record. Gene Ontology annotation, biological process: mitochondrial respiratory chain complex I assembly. Gene Ontology annotation, cellular component: mitochondrion. Gene Ontology annotation, molecular function: protein-arginine omega-N symmetric methyltransferase activity.
AUUCCGGUUAGUUUAAAGGUCGUCUCUCUCUCUGUUAGCAUUCUGCUCUUGCACAAGGACUUUUCCUGUUUUAAGCUUCUUUAAAGACAGACAGACACAAAUAAACAAAUAUAUUUUUUGAUAUUUUGUACCCGAAACUAAAUCUUUAUAUCCGGCUGCUUCCGGUUAGCAGCUCUCCUGUCAACAGAGAGUUGGUCCACGUGGUUUAAAGUUUUAUUUUCCUGUUGAAUUAUGACACCAGGUCAAAUAUUAAUUAUCAUAUGUUGUAAAACAGAGUCUUAGCUGUGUUUUGGUUCACAUGACCAGCAGGAUGAGGGUUUGGAUGUUGAUGAGCAGAGUCUUCAAUCAUCCAUCAGCAGCAGUGCGAUGGCGAUCAGCUCCGCUGCGACUCUUCUGCAGCUCUUCAUCAGGAGAAGAAAAACCUCGACACUCCAUGCUGAGACACCUCACCUCCAAAAUAAAAGCCACAGGUCCAAUAACAGUAGCCGAGUACAUGAGGGAGGUGCUCACCAACCCAGUCACCGGUUAUUAUGUGAGGAACAACAUGUUGGGACCUGACGGAGAUUUCAUCACGUCACCAGAAAUCAGUCAGAUUUUUGGAGAGCUGGUGGGUGUGUGGAUCCUCAGUGAGUGGAUGGGAGCCGGUCGACCCCAACAGCUGCAGCUGGUGGAGCUGGGACCUGGGAGAGGCUCUCUGGCCAGCGACGUCCUCAGAGUGUUGGACCAGCUGAGGUCCGUUCUGGGCGGAGCCUCGGUGUCGCUCCACCUGGUGGAGGUGAGUCCAGCUCUGAGCCUCAUCCAGGCCCAGACUCUGACAGGGAGCAGCAGCCAGGAGGAGACCAGGGAGGAGGAGACCAGCCAGGAGGAGAGCAGGGAGGAGGAGACCAGCCAGGAGGAGGAGGAGGGGGUCUACCGGCGUGGGGUAACUGCUGGAGGGCUGCCGGUGUCCUGGUACCACCGACUAGAGGACGUCCCCAAAGGUUUCAGCAUCUUUCUCGCUCACGAGUUCUUUGACGCUCUGCCGAUCCAUAAAUUUCAGAGGACUCCUAAAGGCUGGAGGGAGGUGAUGGUGGACAUCCACCCCAACAAACAGGACCAGCUGAGGUUCGUCCUGCUGCCGUCUCCCACUCUGGCCUCGUCCACGCUCAUACAGGAGGAGGAGCGGCGGCCCCACGUGGAGGUGUGUGCUGAAGGAGGUGUGCUGGUGCAGCUCCUCUCCAGGAGGAUCCAGGAGGACGGCGGCGCGGCGCUGAUCGCCGACUACGGACACGACGGGACGAAGACGGACACGUUCAGAGGGUUCAAAGGUCACCGUCUGCAUGACGUGCUGACCUCUCCGGGCGCCGCUGACCUCACCGCCGACGUGGACUUCAGCUUCCUGCGGCGGAUGGCCGAGGGGGGCGUGGCCUGUCUGGGACCUGUCACUCAAAGGCUUUUCCUCAGAAACAUGGGCAUCGACUCCAGGAUGCAGGUCCUGCUGAGGAGCUGCAGCUCGGCCUCCACCAGGCAGCAGCUGAUCAGCAGCUACGACAUGUUGAUGAGUCCGUCUCAGAUGGGAGAACGUUUCCUCUUCUUCUGCCUCCUGCAGCGCAGCCGCAUCGCCACGCCCGCCGCACCGCGCGGCCUCACGCUGGAGAAGAAGAGCCCGGCGCCACUUCCUGUAGCCGGGUUCACUGAGCUCACCUUCUCAUGAGACAAACUCACCUUCUCAUGAGACAAACUCACCUUCUCAUGAGACAAACUCACCUUCUCAUGAGACAAACUCACCUUCUCAUGAGACAAACUCACCUUCUCAUGAGACAAACUCACCUUCUCAUGAGACAAAUUCACCUUCUCAUGAGACAAACUCACCUUCUCAUGAGACCAUGAAACUCUGAGUGGAGACGUUUAGAGCUGAGACAGACGAUUUAUGAAGAUAUGAUCAUGGGACAGGACAUAAAAAACAACAAACCACGGAGUAUUCAGACAGAAAGAUGAUUGUAUAUCUGUAACAUUUACAUCCAAAGA